AUUUUUUUAAUCCAUAACAAAAAUAUUUUCGACCAAAAACCACCAAACGCGAUUCUGAGUUUUUUUCUCUUGAAAGAACGCGAUUCUGAGUUAACGUGGUUUUCUAGCUGAAUGUACCGCUGUUCCAAACAAGCACGAAAUUGAAAUUCGAAACCCUAAACCAAACGGAUUUUCCCAAUUCGAUCAAUCAAACACUGCAAUUCCAUCGAAUUUCGAUUCGUUCGAAUUCCAUGACGACACCACCUUCUUCAUCAUCUUCUCAAUCGCAAUUCGUAUAUUCCAACGCCCCUUACUUCCCCGUUCCCUUCCAUCUUCAACAACCCGCAACCACCACUCACUACGCCGCCGCACCGUACGUUGCCACCCCUGCUGUUCAACUUCCUCCGCCACCAGUCGUCGGUCCCGUUCCACCUCCGGCUGCUUACUCCGUUCCGCAAUAUCAGGCACAACAGUUAUUUGAGAGGGAUGCACAGAUAAUUACGCCGGAGGCUCUUGAGAAUGUGAAGGCAGCUAUUGCGAGUAGCGACGUUGAGCAUAAAGCUGAGACGAAAAAGAAAGCGGUUCCCCGUAAAGCUGCUGGACAAUCUUGGGAGGAUCCUAUACUUGCUGAGUGGCCUGAAGAUGAUUAUCGACUCUUCUGCGGUGAUCUUGGUAAUGAAGUCAACGACGAUGUUCUUUCAAAAGCAUUCACAAGAUUCCCUUCUUUUAACAUGGCUAGAGUUGUUAGAGAUAAGCGGACUGGAAAAACAAAGGGUUAUGGAUUUAUAAGCUUUGCCAACCCUGCUGAUCUUGCUGCUGCUCUUAAAGAAAUGAAUGGUAAAUAUGUUGGAAAUCGGCCAAUAAAGCUACGCAAGAGUAAGUGGAGGGAGAGAACUGAUUUUGACGCACUGGAGAAACAGAAGAACCAUAUUCAGAAGAAACCGAAAAUGUCAAGGAAGGGUAUUCUGCACAAGUGAAAAUAGGCCACAAUCUGUAUAAAUUGCGUUUUUAUCAAAUAGAACAUUACAUUGUUUUCAAAUGAUCCGUAUUAUUCAUCUGAAAUGUUCUAAUGUAACAAAUUUAAGAUUUUCUUUCCCAAGAAUAUGUUCUAUUUAAAAAUCUUGUGUGUAAACCUUUCUUUAGGUUAUGCCUCAGGCAACUCCAUGUAUUGAAAGGAUAUUUGGUAGAUACCAUACUGGUGAGUUUAUUGGUUUGCCUCGCCCUUUUCAAUGUCAUGCAUGAGUACUACUGUAUUUCAUUA
Molecule: messenger RNA, 1240 nt
Organism: Trifolium pratense (red clover)
Lineage: Eukaryota; Viridiplantae; Streptophyta; Magnoliopsida; Fabales; Fabaceae
Product: RNA-binding protein 42
Exons: 6
Coding region: 231-956 (241 amino acids)
Molecular function (GO): mRNA binding
Source: RefSeq, a predicted model, not a curated record